This is a messenger RNA of Acanthoscelides obtectus, 102 nucleotides long. NCBI's taxonomy places the organism in Eukaryota, Metazoa, Arthropoda, Insecta, Coleoptera, Chrysomelidae. The record is from the annotation of a GenBank genome assembly.
AUGGAUUCUAUGACAAGCGUUGAGAUUAAGCAAACAUUAGAAAGAGAAUUCGAAAUAUUCCUGUCGCCAAAAGACAUUAGAAGCUUAACAUUGGCUAGGUAA